Populus trichocarpa (black cottonwood) is the source of this 2099-nucleotide messenger RNA. RefSeq lists its product as uncharacterized. The transcript has 10 exons. Lineage: Eukaryota; Viridiplantae; Streptophyta; Magnoliopsida; Malpighiales; Salicaceae. The record is from RefSeq and is a predicted model, not a curated record. Bases 48 to 1619 code for a protein of 523 amino acids.
UGAAAAACAUAAAGCAGUUUUUAUUUUUUUGGCAAAAUAACAAUAAAAUGGCAAUGGCUGUUUUCCAACUGGAUAUCCGACCCGCCACCAGAAUUGCCGGUGUCGCAGCCCUCUAUCACCUCAAGAACUCUGCUCCAUCCGACCCGAGACCUAACAUCUUACGGAUCGGUUCAUCAGCUAGGAAUAUAACAAGACCAGGAAAAGGGUUGGCUGUGACGAAAAAUGCAGAGAAGAACAACAAGAAGCCUGAUGCAUGUACGGCAGAUGAGCUCCACUAUGUCACCGUUUCUGAUUCUGAAUGGAAACUCGCUCUAUGGCGUUACUUACCCUCUCCAAAGGCAAAGCCAAGGAACCAUCCGCUGCUGCUGUUAUCUGGGGUUGGAACUAAUGCUAUUGGAUAUGAUCUCUCUCCUGAGUCAUCAUUUGCUCGCUCCAUGUCUAAUCAAGGAUUUGAUACAUGGACUCUUGAAGUUAGAGGAACUGGUUUGAGUGCAUUGGUGGGUGACCAUGGGGAAGAUUCUGAGGUUUCUUCGGUUGAAGGGGAAAUAACAGAAAUUGUAUCUAAAUCCAAGAAAUCACAAUCAAAGUUGUCGGAAACUCUUGUGCGCUUAUCUGAAAGGUUCUUGGGAUACUUUGAUGAAGGGAGAAACUCUGUCAUUGCAUGCCAAAUUAGGGAUUUAAGUCAAAAGCUUGUGAAUAUUAUUGAAGGCCAGCGAUCAGUUGCACCACAGAUUUUCGGCUUCUCAGAGAACUUUUCAACUGCACUAGAAAAAUUCCUGAAACAACUUGAUCUCAUUGAGAAGUAUGAUUGGGACUUUGAUCACUACCUGAAAGAUGAUUUGCCAGCUGUGAUUGGGUACAUAAGGACUGAAUGCAGACCAAAGGAUGGCAAGUUGCAUGCAAUCGGGCACUCCAUGGGCGGUAUUCUGCUAUAUGCACUGCUGUCACGAUGUUGUUUUCAAGGAAUGGAUUCGGGGUUGGCAUCAGUCGUUACUUUGGGAUCAUCACUUGACUACACGUCUUCAAAAUCAUCACUCAAAUUGCUUUUACCUGUGGCAGACCCUGCAAAGGCAGUUAAUGUUCCUGUUAUUCCACUUGGAGUAUUACUUUCUGCUGUUCACACUUUCGCAUCUCGUCCUCCUUAUGUAUUGUCUUGGUUAAAUCAUCAAAUUUCUGCUCCUGGCAUGAUGCAUCCUGAGUUGCUUGAAAAACUUGUUUUGAACAACUUCUGCACAGUACCAGCAAAGCUUCUAUUGCAGCUGACAACAGCAUUUGAAGAAGGUGGAUUACGAGACCGUAGUGGAUCUUUCCUAUACAAGGAUCAUCUAGGCGAAACUAAUGUCCCUGUGUUAGCAAUUGCAGGGGAUCAAGAUCUCAUCUGUCCUCCAGAAGCUGUAUAUGAAACAGUGAAGGUCAUUCCAAAGCAUUUGGUUACUUACAGAGUUUUUGGAGAGCCAAGUGGUCCGCAUUAUGCUCACUAUGAUCUAGUGGGAGGAGGCCGUCUGGUACGAGUUAAUCUUAUACUUCUUUUUGGAGGUUCUGGUAUUACCUGCUUUUUGAGAAUUAAUAAGAAGGUUAUACGUGUUAUAUCAUAUGACAUUCCAUACUUGUAUCUGUAAAUCCUAUGUCAUGACGAGUGCUUAGCAGUUUUCUUCUUUUUCCACAGGCUGUAAGUCAAGUGUAUCCUUGCAUAAUCAAUUUCCUCAUUCAACAUGACAUAUAACUUAAUUUCCGCAAAACAUUAUUUAGAUUUUUCCUACAUGAAAUCAUCUAUCCGAUAAGCAAGAGGCAAGCUGAUGAAGAAUCUCCAGCAAGUCUCAACAAAAUCAGAGGACAUACUAUAGCAGAUAGUAUACCUGAAUUCAAGCUACUAUAUCUGAAUAUCAUAUAUGUAUAUUUAUAAUUUACUUACAAGAAAUAGCAGAUGUGACCGCACGAGUAAUCGAGUGAACGUGCAUGCUGAAAGGAACUAUCAAAGAGGUGUGUUUUUAUUUGUACAAUUGCAUGUUGUAGUUGUAUAUAGAUAAGAUGUGUAGGUGACAGGUAUCUAAUGAAGAAAUGCUAAUAAAUACCGACAUAUUUUCUUCGCCCGUUAUCAA